Emericellopsis cladophorae is the source of this 777-nucleotide messenger RNA. Its product is annotated as Casein kinase II subunit beta-like protein. The record is from RefSeq and is a predicted model, not a curated record. Gene Ontology annotation, cellular component: protein kinase CK2 complex; cytoplasm. The transcript has 3 exons. Lineage: Eukaryota; Fungi; Ascomycota; Sordariomycetes; Hypocreales; Bionectriaceae. The coding region runs from base 1 to 777 and encodes 258 amino acids. Gene Ontology annotation, molecular function: protein kinase regulator activity.
AUGGAGGACUACGUGAGCGAGUCGGAUAGUGACUACACUAGUUACUGGCGGGAUUGGUUCAUCUCCUCGCGCGGCAACGAGUACUUUUGUGAAAUCGACGAGGACUACCUCACCGACCGGUUCAACCUCACAGGCCUCAACACCGAGGUCCAGUACUAUCAAUAUGCGCUGGACCUCGUCACGGACGUUUUCGAUCUCGACUGCGAGGACGACAUGCGGGAGACCAUUGAAAAGUCCGCACGGCAUCUGUACGGCCUCGUGCACGCCCGCUACAUUGUGACCACGCGAGGUCUGAGCAAGAUGCUCGAGAAAUAUAAGAAGGCCGACUUUGGCAAAUGCCCACGCGUCGCGUGUCACUCACACCCUCUUCUGCCCAUGGGCCUGUCGGACGUGCCUAGCGUGAAGCCCGUCAAGCUGUACUGCGCCAAGUGCGAGGAUGCGUACAACCCCAAGUCCUCCCGGCACGCCGCUAUCGACGGCGCGUACUUUGGCUCGUCCUUUCACAACAUCAUCUUCCAGGUCUAUCCGGCGCUGGUGCCGGCCAAGUCUGUGGAGAGGUACGUGCCGAGGGUGUACGGAUUCAAGGUGCAUGCGGCGGCGAGCCUGGUGCGGUGGCAGAGUGGACGACGGGAGGAGAUGAGGCGGCGGCUGCGGAGGCUGGAGGUGGACACGGGGUUCCGGGAUGGUGAUGGGGAGGAAGGCGAUGACGACGGUGAUGUCGAGUUUGAGGGUGUGGAUGGACGGCCUGCUGUUGUCGAGGGGGCCCCUGUGCGAUGA